Medicago truncatula (barrel medic) is the source of this 1667-nucleotide messenger RNA. RefSeq names its product mitochondrial import inner membrane translocase subunit TIM50. The transcript has 10 exons. Lineage: Eukaryota; Viridiplantae; Streptophyta; Magnoliopsida; Fabales; Fabaceae. The coding region runs from base 116 to 1240 and encodes 374 amino acids. The record is from RefSeq and is a predicted model, not a curated record.
AAAUAGUUAAAAAAGAAUAACAGAAAGCUUAACAGAGUUGAUCCGGCGUCUCCACCAAGCCAAGCCAAAACCCUACCUGAACCUCUUUCAUUUCAUUUCAUUCACCAUAACAACAAUGUCUCUCCAAAUUCUCCGAUCUCGAUUCUUCUCCGUCGCAGCAUCAUCGUCUUCGAAGCCAUUCCGCUUUUCCAAAGUCACUCCUCAACCUUCUUCACGUUUCUCAUCCACCGCCGCUCCUGCUACUCCUCAUCCUCCUCCUUCCGCCACUCCUUCUCCACCUCCUCCUUCUUCCGCCACUCCUCCACCUUCUUCCGCCACUCCUCCUCCACCUCCUCCUUUUUCUUCCACCGCUUCCCCUAACCGCUGGAACUUCCUCAAAUACGCCGCCAUCGGUGCCUUAACCGGAACCACCGCCGUUGCCGGUUACGCCUCUUACGCUUAUAGUACGGACGAAAUUGAUGAGAAAACGAAGUUGUUUCGUGAUUCGACUAAGUACUCUCCACCUGAUGGAGCUACUUCUCUCGAUAAAUUUCAAGGGAUGGUAUACUCAACUGCAGUGACAGUGCCUGCUAAAGCAGUAGAGCUUUAUUUGGAUGCAAGAAGGUUUAUUGAAGAACAUGUUAAGGGUUAUACAGAACCAUACACGGACAAGCUCCUUCCAGAUUUGCUUCCUCAGGAGCAACAUGUGUUCACACUUGUUCUAGAUCUCAAUGAAACAUUGAUUCACUACAUUUGGACGCGAGAUACAAGCUGGCAGACUUUUAAAAGACCUGGAGUUGAUGCCUUCUUGGAACAUCUAGCUCAGUUCUUUGAAAUAGUGGUGUAUACAGAUGAACAGAAUAUGUUUGUAGACCCUGUUAUAGAAAGGCUGGAUCCUAAGCACUGCAUUAGGUACAGGCUCUCGAGACCUGCUACUAAGUAUCAGGAUGGGAAACACUAUAGAGAUCUUUCAAAACUAAACAGGAAUCCUGCAAAAGUUAUGUACUUAAGUGGCCAUGCUUUAGAAAGUUGCCUACAACCUGAGAACUGUGUCCCUAUUAAGCCAUGGGUGCAGACUGAUAAAGAUGAUACAGCUCUUGUGGAUUUCAUACCAUUCCUUGAGUUUGUUGCCCGUACUAGCCCGGCUGAUAUAAGACCAGUGCUGCAGUCUUACCAAGGAUGUGAUAUUCCGAGUGAAUUCCUCAGGCGUUUGAAAUUGCAUAAGGAGAAAACUGGAGGACAGAGACGCCUCUGGAAGUAACAAUACUGAAUUGAAUGAUACAAGUUUGUCGUCAAGAGAUUUUCAGUUUCAUGAUAAUUGAUUAGUCAGUCAACAAAAGAUUUUUGAAGCCGCUGCAAAAUCAAGGAGUGAUUAAGCCAAAUAGAUAAAAUGUAGAUUUUUGUUUGUGCCCUGAACCAGAGUCUUGAACCAUCAUUUUUUGGCCUACAUAAUUCCAUUGCUGGUAUUGAUUUUGAAGAUAUUUGUUGUUUUUGGUAUGAUAGAAAAGUUAGUUCUUAAUGCUGAAUGCUUAAAUUUCCGUUAAGGACUUCUCAAAUUACAGAAGUUUGCUCACUCCUGUUCAAGUUUCAAUUGGACAUCUGCAAAUUCAACUUUUGUCUACAUACCCAGUUUGAAAUGAAAGUGAAGAGUGGAUUGCUUUUGCAAAAUGAAGUUGGUAAUACAAAUA